UGUCAUUUUGCCAACGCAGGUUACACAACCAGGCCGUCAUGCAAAAUAGAAACACGUGGCUAUAGGCGGUGCUGAAAAAAAAAAAAAAACCGCAGCUUUACCGGACAACAAAGACUCGCAACCAGCUGCGUCGGAGAGAGGACAAUGAUACGAACAUGAUCAGCGCCGAUGGCUUCUCUAAAUGCGAGGCGACUGUGCAGCAGGGAGGUAGGAGGAGGCCACCCGCAGAGAUGCUCCAUCUGCUGUCAGCCGUCAUUGUCUGGCUGGUGACCGGAACCACCAUCUCCAGCCUCAACAAAUGGAUAUUCGCCGUUUACAACUUCAGGUACCCUCUGCUGCUGUCGGCGCUGCACAUGCUGACAGCCAUCGUGGUGGACUACGGGCUGAUCAAGCUGCAGGUGAUCCGCCACAGAGGGGCCGGAGAGCAGGACCUGACCCCCAGCGCCAAAUGUAAGGUGUUCCUGCUGAGCCUGACGUUUUGCGCCAGCAUCGCCUUCGGGAACAUGGGUCUGAACUAUGUCCAGCUGUCGUUUGCACAAAUGAUCUACACUACCACGCCGCUCUUCACCCUGGCCAUCUCCACGCUGAUCCUGGGCAAGCAGCAUCACAUCCUCAAGUACACAGCCAUGAUGCCCAUCUGCCUGGGGGCGUCCUUCAGCAUCAUGGGAGAGGUCCAGUUCGACCAGACCGGCUGCUUCUUUGUGUUCGCAGCGACCAUGUUGAGGGGCGUCAAGUCCAUUCAGCAGAGCAUCUUACUGCAGGAGGAGAAGAUCAACUCUGUGUUCUUGCUCUACCUGAUGUCCAUUCCUAGCUUCUGCAUCUUGGCUGUGGCCGCUCUGGCGUUAGAAAACUGGGCCGUGCUGGAGUCACCGCUGCAUUACGACCGCCACCUGUGGGUCUUCAUCCUGCUCAGCUGCCUGGGCUCGGUCAUGUACAACCUGGCCAGCUGCUGCGUCAUCACGCUCACCUCGGCCGUCACUCUGCAUAUCCUCGGCAACCUGAGCGUGGUGGGAAACCUGCUGUUGUCUCAGCUGCUCUUCGGGAGCGAGCUGUCGGCCCUGAGCUGCGCCGGCGCUGUGCUCACGUUGUCCGGCAUGCUCAUCUAUCAGAACUCUGAAUUCAUCGUCAGCUACCUGGACGCUCGCAGGGCCAAAGCUAAAGGGUCCGAACAGGCAGGUUUUCACACUACAGGGGAAGAGGACUCGACCGCAGCUGAAAAAACAUUUCAACAACAGAGAGUGGAUGGAAAACAGGAAGACAAAAUGGACUGAACUGAAAGGAUGAAGGGGAGAAUAAAAGAAAAAGAAACCUUUCUACAUUGCAAUGCAUUUUCUCUACCCUUUGUGUCAUUAAGCCGUCAAGAGCAUCAAGAGUGAGACUUCUUAAUGGAGUGACAGAUCGUUUUUUAGUUAUUUUUUUAAAUUCCUCACUGUGCCAAUUGAUUUCUCCUCUGGUCACACAGAACUGGAGUCUGCAGAGAGGAAAAGGUUGCCUUUAUUUUCCACAGUGACGGUUGAAUUCUCUCCUUUUGUCUGUAAAUCACUCCUAUAUAGCAGUAUAUGCAUGCACGAGCACACUGAACUGUUUGGUACCUCAUCAGGUAUUCACACUGUCACUCAUACUAAUCCACUGUGAAAAUGUUCUCAUUUCCAGAGGGCUCUAAUCGAUAUUUUUGGGUGGCUGUUGUGGAUAUUGUCUGCUGCAGUGAGCCUCAUGUGACAUUAAGGGGGGGCGGGGCUUAGAAAGCACCCCGCCUCGAAUCUAAACGGGCACAAUUUGUAUUAAAAAUCUAUAUUUAUGGUACUGAUAUGCACCCGGCCCUGUCACGGUAAGGGACUGGGGUUUUUCGGCAGCUUUUUUCUUUUUGGUACGUAAACUAGAAAGCUUGUUAAAUAAGGUCGAAGUUACAGACGAAGCCAACAUUUCUGUACAAUGAGACGCCUCUUUUCCUCCACUGAAGCACAUUUUUAAUAAGAGGCCUGAGCUCUUUGUUUUGUGUCUUUUUUUUCCUCCCAUAUGAACUGCGGUGUAGCUUCCUACUUAAGGCCUAGAUUUUGCCCUCAUACCAACCUGGAAAGACGGUCUCUGUAGGAUAAGUCCAAUUAUUUCCAUCCUUUACAGCAGCACGCUCCUCGAUAAUUAGGUUGACGAGUCCUCUAAGGAGUGUCAAUCAACUUUAGCUGUCUUUUCCCUGCGGGUGAGAGGAGGAAAAAGAAAGCCCGGGCUGUCCUUUACAGUCGCUUCUUAAA
Molecule: messenger RNA, 2249 nt
Organism: Amphiprion ocellaris (clown anemonefish)
Lineage: Eukaryota; Metazoa; Chordata; Actinopteri; Pomacentridae
Gene: slc35e4
Product: solute carrier family 35 member E4
Exons: 3
Coding region: 156-1271 (371 amino acids)
Cellular component (GO): Golgi apparatus
Molecular function (GO): antiporter activity
Source: RefSeq, a predicted model, not a curated record